Messenger RNA from Gekko japonicus, 1833 nucleotides. Its product is annotated as patched domain-containing protein 3-like. The transcript has 4 exons. Gene Ontology annotation, cellular component: membrane. The record is from RefSeq and is a predicted model, not a curated record. The annotation marks the transcript as partial. Lineage: Eukaryota; Metazoa; Chordata; Lepidosauria; Squamata; Gekkonidae.
AUGGCAGUGGCACAGCCUCCGGGCCGCCGGCUCACCUGCAACCACUCCUCAGACGCCCAGGGAGCGUCCGUGAUUAUAAACGAGGGCGGGGCCAAGCUGGGAGGCGGGGAUGAGGGGCAGCUCGACUGUGUACUAACAAAAGUGUGGGCUGCAUCAUUUGGGGUUCUGUCGUCAGGCUUGGCCAUUCUCAGCAGUUUUGGAUUGUUGCUCUUUUGUGGGGUACCCUUUGUCAUUACAGCGGCAAAUGCACCAUUUCUUAUACUUGGGGUUGGUGUUGAUGACAUGUUCAUCAUGGUGUCCUGCUGGCAAAAGACUAAAGUCAAGGACGGAGUCAAGGAUCGGAUGGCUGACACCUACGCAGAGGCGGCUGUGUCUGUUACCAUCACAACUCUCACUGACGUUUUAGCCUUCUACAUUGGCAUUGCAACAUCCUUCCCAUCAAUUCAGUCAUUUUGCAUCUAUACAGGAACAGCCUUUGUCUUCUGCUACAUUUACAACUUGACAUUCUUUGGAGCAGUCCUUGCCCUGAACGGUAGAAGAGAAGAAAGCAAUAGACACUGGCUCACGUUCAUGACAGUGUCGACUGAAACUGAUGAUUCUCGUGGUUCUGCAUAUAACAUGUGCUGUGUGGGAGGAUCUUAUGAUGAGACCACUGGGGCAGAGUAUGAGCAUCCUAUGAACGGGUUCUUCAGAAAGUAUUUUGGUCCUUUUGUUGUGCACCCCUUGACCAAAGUGUUUGUGGUCCUUCUGUAUCUUGGGUAUCUAGGUAGCAGUAUUUAUGGGUGUACUCGGGUUAAAGAAGGUAUAGAUCUUCGAAAUCUAGCCAGUGAUCAUUCUUAUGUCAUUCAAUAUUAUAACUGGGAAGAUGAGUAUUUUAAAGAGUAUGGUCCAAGGGUGAUGGUCAUUGUUCCUGAAAGCAUACCAUAUUGGAAUUCAACUGUUCGUGUAGAUCUUGAGAACUGCGUGCAGUUGAUAGAAAACUCAACCUACGUUGAUAAGUAUUUAUCAGAGUCAUGGUUGAGAACGUACAUAACAAUUGCUAAUAGAAUGUCUUUAAAUAUAGAUGAUCGUAGCUCUUUCAUUGGUAAUUUAUCUGUCCUGUUCCAAGUGGAUCCAUACUCUUGGUGGGAUGUUAAUUUUACUGAUCUGGAAAUUUCAGCUUCACGAUUUUUCAUGCAGACAGUCAAUGUCACUACUGCAAUUGAUGAGCGAGAUCUUUUAGAACAACUGAGAGGCCUUGCAGCAGACUGUAACAUACCACUGAUAGUUUAUCAUCCCGCUUUUAUAUACUUCGAUCAGUACCUUGUGAUAGCUCAGAACUCCAUUCAGAACGUCGUGAUUGCUACUGGAGCCAUGUUACUUAUUUCCUUGCUGCUGAUUCCCAAUCCUUUGUGCUCACUGUGGGUAACUUUCGCUAUUGCCUCUGUUAUUGUUGGGGUGACUGGCUUCAUGGCCUUUUGGGAUGUCAAUCUUGACUCCAUUUCCAUGAUCAACCUUGUUAUUUGCAUAGGGUUUUCAGUGGACUUUUCUGCUCAUAUUUCUUAUGCCUUUGUUAGCAGCGAGAAACCCAGCAUGAAUGACAGGGCGGUGGAUGCUCUAUACCGCCUUGGUUACCCUGUUGUCCAGGGAGCUGUUUCCACCAUUGUGGGAGUACUGGUGCUGUCCAUGGCAGCCACUUACAUUUUCAGAACAUUUUUUAAGAUUAUGUUCUUGGUUAUUUUGUUUGGAGCUGCUCAUGGUCUUAUUUUCAUUCCUGUGUUUCUAACCUUCUUUGGCUUUUGUGGAAGCAAUCCUAAAUCUCCCCUACCCAGCCACAGAACCUCUGUCUUAGAU